AUGAACUGGUGCCUAUACCUUUCUAGGCUCCUGGUGCUGGCUGUAGCCGUGGGAGGUGGGGGCUCUACCAAAAAGCAUGCAACGACACAAUCAACAGGUGAGCCCUUACCCGCACUCCGAGCAGGUGGGUAUCGACAGACACAACGACUUAAUCAACCGGAUCCACCGAAGCUAUUUCCUCUAGACAGAAUGAGGCUCCCGUUGAGAGAUCUAUUAGUGAUUGGGCCACCCCUCCUGGCAAAGAAAGAAAGGCAGGUUCAGGCGAUUGAUCAAAAAAAGAUUUCCUUCCCUUUCUUUAUGACAGAGCAAUUGAAUGAAGCGGUGCGGGGCCUAUAA
This is a messenger RNA of Nicotiana tabacum (common tobacco), 336 nucleotides long. Lineage: Eukaryota; Viridiplantae; Streptophyta; Magnoliopsida; Solanales; Solanaceae. The record is from the annotation of a RefSeq genome assembly.